Messenger RNA from Diaporthe citri, 1272 nucleotides. RefSeq lists its product as uncharacterized. Lineage: Eukaryota; Fungi; Ascomycota; Sordariomycetes; Diaporthales; Diaporthaceae. The record is from RefSeq and is a predicted model, not a curated record. The coding region runs from base 1 to 1272 and encodes 423 amino acids. Gene Ontology annotation, cellular component: cytosol. The transcript is spliced from 3 exons. Gene Ontology annotation, molecular function: pyridoxal phosphate binding; transaminase activity.
AUGACUUCCAGCACCGGCCUGCCCGUGGUGGUAAGAAGCCAAGGCCAUUAUCUCCAGCUUCGUGAUGGGCGCCAGGUCCUUGACGCCUGCGGCGGAGCAGGCGUUACGUGUAUAGGGCACGGGAAUCUGGAAGUCCUCUCGGCAAUGAACGAAGAAGCCAGCAAUCUUACAUACAUUCCAUGGGCCUUCUUCGACAACCAGAGCACCAUUGACCUACAAGAUCGGCUGAUUCAAAGCAGCGGACGCAAAAUGACAAAGGUUUACCUUCAAUCCUCUGGCUCCGAGGCCGUUGAGGCAGCCAUGAAACUAGCCCGCGAGUACUUCGUGUGGAAAGGUGAGCCCCAGCGCGUCUCAUUCAUCGCCCGCGAGGACUCGUACCACGGAAUCACCAUCGGCUCCCUCUCCGUCUCGGGCCACCGGGCAAGACGAGCCAACUUUGAAGACAUUCUCCUCCCGAAUGUCUACCGCAUCCCGGCUUGCAACACUUACCGACAAAAGCUCCCCGCGGAGCCAGACGCAGCCUUCGUCGCCCGCAAGGCCGCCGAGCUCGAGGAGACCUUCCAAGCCGCCGGCCCUAACACCAUCGCGGCCUUUAUCGCCGAGCCUGUCGUGGGCGCUGCGCUCGGGUGCGUGCCGGCGCCACCUGGUUACUUCAAAGCCAUGAAGGCGAUAUGCGAGCAGCACGGGGCGCUCCUCGUACUCGACGAGGUUAUGUCGGGAUGGGCCGCACGGGCACCCUCCAUGCGUGGGAGCAUGAGGGUGUCGUCCCGGACAUACAUCGACGCUAUGCACGACGCCGGGGCCGUCUUCACGCACGGCCACACGUUUGGUAACCACGCCGUGGUCUCUGCCGCUGCGCUCGCCGUGCAGGGCAUAAUUGGGCGGCAGGGCCUCGUGGCCAACGCUCGGGACCAGGGUUGUUAUCUCGGGGCAGCGCUGCGGCGUCGGCUCGGAAGCCACCCGCACGUCGGCGACAUUCGAGGCAGAGGGCUGUUCUGGGGUGUUGAAUUUGUGCGGGACAUGGCAACCAAGGAGCCGUUUGACCCUGCGCUGGUGGUCGCGAAGCUGGUGCACGAGAAGGCGAUGGCGGGAGGACGAAGCGGCGGGCCUAUGAUGAUCUACCACGGCCAGGGCUGCGCUGGCAAUAAGAGUGGUGACCAUGUCAUGAUCAUGCCGGCGUAUAAUGUUGAUGCGCGGUUGGUCGACGUGAUUGUCGAGAGGCUUGGAGAUGCCGUGGAUGCCGUGUUUGAGGAGCUUGCGAAAAGGGAGUAA